CUCAAACGCUGAUCGCAGCAGUCGCAAGCAAAAUGCGGCGCCUGCUAAUUACACUCUGUGCGUAUGCGUGGCUUUUAAACAUGGCUGCUGCUGGCACCGUACUACCGCCCUUGAGUGCCACGCCCAUGGUGUUUGCGCGUAACUUCUUUCGCGCACUCAACGAAGCGGAUGAGGCCCAGGUUACCAAUCUAAUCAACUCGCCAGCUGCAGCACGCAGCGGCUUGACGCUGAUCUUUAUGGCAGCUGGCGGCAAGAGUGCGGAUGAGCUGCGUCAGGGUUUGCUGCUGGGCGCGGGCAAGAAGCUGGACAUAGCCAAGCAGCACGCAGACUUCUGGAGCAAGGAGUGCACCUGCAGCGACAAGGGCGUGGCGCUGCGUUUGGCCAACGGACUCUAUGUGCAGCAUGAUCAGCAGCUGCAGCCGCAGUUCAAUGUGCAGUCCCAGGAGUUUUUCAAUGCCACAGCGCAGGCUUUGAACUUUACCGAUGCUGAGGCUGCAAUGCGACAGGUGAACAAUUGGCUGGAGCUGCAAACAUUUCACACAGUGCGUGAUCUGCUUAGUCCGGCAGUUUUUCAUGCCGAGUCGAGCGUUAUACUGGUCAACUCGCUGUACUUUCGCGCCAAGUGGGCCAACGGCUUCAGUCUGGAGCGCACUGCGCUGGGCGACUUUUGGAUUAAUGAAGCGCAACGCAUGCAGCUGAACAUGAUGCGUCAGGUGGGGCAGUUUCGUUAUGGCGAAUCAAAGAAGCUGCAGGCGCAGAUUUUACAGCUGCCCUUUGAGGAGUCGGACAUGUAUAUGCUGUUCAUAGUGCCGCAGUCUAUUACGGGCCUGGCUGCGCUGGAGGAAAAGCUGGCGGGCUUUGAUAUGAAUGAAGUGGCAGCCAGGUCAAUUAUGCAGGAAGUGGACAUCACGGUGCCCAAGUUUAAGCUCGAAAGCGACAUUGACUUGAAAGUGCCGCUGCAAAAGUUGGGCAUCAAGCGCAUCUUUGAGCGUGGCAACGCGGACUUGAGUGCUCUAUUUGCUCCAGGCUCAUCACAAUUGCUUACUGAAGCCCGCCAAAAGGUUUUUCUGUCUGUGAACGAAGCGGGCUGCGACGCAGAUGCCAGCACACCAUUAAAGGCAGCUGCUGCCAGCGUCAAUCCGGAGCGCAAAUACUUUAAGGCCGAUCGUCCAUUUGUGUUUGCCAUACGUAGCAAUAAGAACGUGUUUUUCGUGGGACACUUUGUCAAGCCAUAAUUAAGCAAAAAGGUCGCUGUAAUUUACAGAGAAAGCAACAGACACACACAACAGCAAAACAAAAACAACAACAAGAGAAACAAAAACAAAAAAUAAAUCCAUGCAACGCACAUAAAAAUAAAAAGCAAUUGCAAGCCGAGCUAUCAAUGACAGCAGCCAGGGAAAUUGCAAACAAAUGGCAAUAGCCAUAGCCAUAGCCCAUGAACAUCAAAUUAUUGCUGUACAAAUGUAUACAAUGCACACAGCUGUAUACACACACACCCACACACUCACACCCACACACUCACACAGAAGCAUGGCGAGAAAGGCAGAAAGCUAGAGAGCGAGAGACAGUUGCAAUUACAAUAAAAACAACACGGCAGCUGAAAACAUAAACACAAAAA
This is a messenger RNA of Drosophila busckii, 1618 nucleotides long. Its product is annotated as serine protease inhibitor 42Dd. Bases 33 to 1235 code for a protein of 400 amino acids. The record is from RefSeq and is a predicted model, not a curated record. The transcript is spliced from 5 exons. NCBI's taxonomy places the organism in Eukaryota, Metazoa, Arthropoda, Insecta, Diptera, Drosophilidae. Gene Ontology annotation, molecular function: serine-type endopeptidase inhibitor activity.